This is a messenger RNA of Haemonchus placei, 540 nucleotides long. The record is from the annotation of a GenBank genome assembly. NCBI's taxonomy places the organism in Eukaryota, Metazoa, Nematoda, Chromadorea, Rhabditida, Trichostrongylidae.
AUGAACGUCCGCUUCUCCGAUUAUGUCUCAACAACCGGGAAAGUUACCUCAGGAGUGCCCCAGGGUGGGAUCCUAUCCCCUGCUUUUCCUUAUAUACACCCACGACUUCGUGCAUGCCUCCAAGCAGAUAGUAGGCAUCAUGUUGCCGCCUAUGCCGAUUAUGUGAAGGUUCCCAUAGCAUUUCAUGCACAAGACCAGGACGAGGCUCGGGGAUUAUUGAACAAGGCCGUCGAGAAUAUGUGUAACUGGUGUUCUAGAUGGGGAUUGAAAGUCAACCGCAGAAAAUGUUAUCUCUUCUCACUGGAGGCCGUGAGACUUGAUGUGCGGUUUCCUGACGGAACCUCUGUUGCACCAUCUCUCAAAGUCAAGGAUCUUGGGGUCAAUUUAUCAGCUGGUCUAACGUGGAGCUGUCAUAUGGACGAAAUUUCAAGUAAAGGACUCAAACUGGUGCAUCCUGUUCAGGAAUAUCCAUACUUCCGAAAUCUCCGGCUGGAUCAGACUCUACAAGAUGUAUUUUCUCCCGAUAGUCGAAUACUGUAG